Molecule: messenger RNA, 3252 nt
Organism: Habropoda laboriosa
Lineage: Eukaryota; Metazoa; Arthropoda; Insecta; Hymenoptera; Apidae
Gene: OtopLa
Exons: 10
Coding region: 169-2940 (923 amino acids)
Biological process (GO): proton transmembrane transport
Cellular component (GO): membrane
Molecular function (GO): proton channel activity
Source: RefSeq, a predicted model, not a curated record
GGAAAUAUUAAAGAGGUGGAGAGGAGGAGAAUGUGAUAGCCAGGGAUCGUGAUUAAAAGCACUGCGACCGGUGACGAACCCGCGGAUUUCUAAAUAUAUAUAGACCGGCGAUGUGCAAGAAUAGGAGGCAACCAGCACGACUCGCGAACGCGUCUCGAGAGAGAACGAAUGGAACGUGAGCUCGCAGUGGGCACCGCGACGCCGCGGCGUCACCCGGACCCGCGUUCGGAUAGGUCAGUUAUCGCGGAACAAACUAGCUGCCGGCGGGUUCGCGUUAGAAUCCUGUAUCAGCCUUUCCCGCACACAGAUCGACCGAGGAACAACAGCUCUGAAGAGAUGCAGCGGUGUCCGUAUCUCCACGAGAUGAAGGAGCGCUUGCUCUCGCAGCCAACACCGACAGAUAGCUUGGACAUGGAACGGUUAGACGGUACUCCUGUGAAGGAGGCAAAUCUGCACAACGAUUACCCUGCCCACACGAACCCCGGAGUGAUACCGGAUCCGCCGGAAAUGCCGCCUGAUUCACUCAUCGGCACGGUCGUCAAGCUGAACUCCGAUGGCUACGGAUCACACACGUCGCCGGCACACGCGAGGCAGCCCCUGGUCCCGCAAAACGCCAACAAUCCGCCCCUCUGUCUCACUCCUACGCACUCCAGCCCAGCGAAUGGCACGCUGCCAAAGAACGCAAAGACGUCGCUGUUCAUUAUCAUGAGUUUCAUCUACGCGAAGCUGCUGGUGGUUGUGUGCAUCGCUUACGUGAUAAGCGAGGUAGUCACGCACAAACUGCCGUUGUACUAUUACGAGGGAUUCUUUACGUAUCUGUACGGUGUCAGCAUCCUGUUUCUGCUGUACGUGUUCUGCUUCCUGCUACAAGAGAGCACCUGCUGCUUGAGGGGUAGCGACACGCCUCAGCCGCCUCGGAGGCCAUCCAAGCCUCCCAAGGAGCCCAAGGAGAAGAACAAGAAGGAUAAGAAGGACAAGGAGCAGAAAGCGGCCAAGACAAAGAAGGAAUAUCAGGACGCCGCUGACGUCGAGGCUGGAGUGGCCACUCGAGCGCUGAGGAAACGGAAGACCUCGCAGAACGACCAGAGCCAUGGAAGCUUCUUCCUCAGAAUCGGAGCUAUCGCUUUUGGAUUGGGUACCAUGGUCUACAAUGGUUUAGAAUUUGGUACCUUCUUCGAGGUACCACCUACGUCGCCGUGUUAUCAGAUCUUGCAAGGAGUGAAUCCUGUUCUCCAAAUGAUCUUCACGUUCAUGCAGAUGUACUUUAUCUUCAUGAACUCAAGGCUGAACAUUCACCGCUUCAAAGUGAUCGCUCGUUUCGGUCUGAUGCACGUGGUAGCCACCAAUCUCUGCGUGUGGAUCCGUACUCUGGUGCUGGAGAGCAUCAAGGAGAUCACGAAGCACCAUCAGAAGAUGGGUCAAUUCGAAGCAGGCAUCCUUGAGAGUAUCAAGCAACACUCGAUGAGAAACGCAGGAGCAAUAUUGGGAACAGCGCCUCGAGACAUGGCUCUCUUAAGAGAGGCGCCAUUAACAGCCACGAGGGCUUCAACGGUGACUUCGUCGGUUGCUAGUACAACCGCUGCUUCCUUGGGUCGAGUGAUGAGAACAACUGCAAGGGCGGUGGCCAGGGCAGUCACGACACCCCCGACAACCACCACAGCUGGCUGGAACCCUCCAACUUCGACCACAACAUCCACAUCAGCACCACUGCCUAAUUUGACUACCACCACCGUCAAUACGUUGUCCACACUUCUCACUACACUUACGCCGCAAACUUCUACCGAAGAGAGAACCAGCCCAACUACUACAAGUACUACUACUACCACUACCACUACCACGCCUUCGACUACAUUCCCGCCGUUCUUUGUCGAAUUGUUCGAUGCUCCUCAGCCGAACAGCAAAGAAGAGAUACACCAAAUCUUCGACGUGAACAACCAAACGAACAGCACCGAGUUCUUGAUCCCAAAUUUCGGGAUUUUCGCCGAAGCUCUGACAGACGAAGAGAUCGCGUCGAAUUCCUGCGGUCGAGUGAACAUCAUGGGUACGAUCGUCCAAGACGCGGAACCAUACCUGUUCCCCUUCAUCAUCGAGUACAGUCUAAUCGGCGCUGCAGUGAUUUACGUAAUGUGGAAGCACAUCGGAUACAUCGGACGACAUCCUCGUUGGCCUCACCAAGUAGAGGCCGAUCUAGAGCGUCGCCUCGAGGCAAUGCUGUCUCGAAGAGCUGUUGCCUUGGCUCACGCAGGUCACACAAGGGUGGACUGUGUAGGAGCGAGCAAAGGGCUGUUCUUCGGACUACUACUACUCGUCGGCUCUCUCAUCUGUCUGAUCCUGUUCUUCGUGCUGAUCCAUCAUCCGGACUUCGGUCUGGUCGCCAUUUACCUAGCGGACGUCUCUCACUGCGUCCUCAUGGUCCUCUCGAUCGUCGCGAUAAUCGUCGGUUUCAUACGCGUGCAGGGCUUGAAAUUCAAGGCCGAGGAACAGAGCGAUCUGAACGACAUCCUGCUCCGCGUGUCCGGCUUCGGGCUGUUCGUUUACGCUGUGUUCAGCGUGAUCGCCGGCUCGUUGGCUGCUUUCACACACGAGCCUAACCUUCUGGUAAUGCUCACCGGGCUUCUGUCCGUCGCUCAGGUCAUCCUCCAGAUGUUGUUCAUCGCGGACGUGUCGCGCAGAAGGGUCCACUUGCCGGAGCACGAUCGUAGCAAGCCCGGCAGACAGGUCGUCACCUUCCUGUUGAUCUGCAACCUGACCAUGUGGGUGAUCUACACGUUCGAAUCGCAGAAAGUGAUGGCGAACCCCGUGCAGCUGGAUUUCUACGGGUUCCUCGCUUGGGCCAUCGUGCAGAGGGUCACUCUCCCUCUGUGCAUCUUCCACAGGUUCCACAGCGCGGUCACGUUCGCGGAGAUAUGGAAGACAAGCUACAAGGCGCGUCUCGAUUAGACAGAGAUGGAAGAAUCAGGCUGUUCGUCGGGAUCAAUGGCCCGGAGUGAUCGUCGUUCGCUGGAUUGAGAGAGAGAGAGAGGAAUAGAGAUUUAGUGAUAUCGACGGGGAAACGGGGAAAAUAAUUCGAAGGAUUCGAAGCAUUCCUGGCUGCACGAUCGAUUCUGUCGCUCGACUCGAUUUCGAGUCUUUCUACUCGGAGUACUGUGGAUAAUAACAGGUAAGAGGGGUUAGAAGAGGUUUCGACGAGUCGAUUGAACUCGCUCUGGUCGGUAUUGGACAUAUCUUUGGGGCCGUUUCGUGGAUCGCUGG